Molecule: messenger RNA, 1589 nt
Organism: Lolium rigidum
Lineage: Eukaryota; Viridiplantae; Streptophyta; Magnoliopsida; Poales; Poaceae
Product: E3 ubiquitin-protein ligase PUB23-like
Exons: 1
Coding region: 100-1356 (418 amino acids)
Biological process (GO): protein ubiquitination
Molecular function (GO): ubiquitin protein ligase activity
Source: RefSeq, a predicted model, not a curated record
AACCCCUCGCAACACUUGCUGUGAUCCGCCAUUGUUCUCUCAUCCUCACCUUUAGCUCGCUUGAAGCUCAAGAAGGCCUGCUCGAUUGCUUCAGUUCUAAUGGAGGAGCAGGCAGUGAAGGUAGAGGUGGAGGUUCCGUCUUACUUCCUUUGCCCGAUUACGCUGGACGUCAUGCGCGACCCGGUCACGCUCCCCACCGGCAUCACCUACGACCGCCACGCCAUCCACCGCUGGCUCCGUCUCGCCGACGGCGCCACGUCGGCGACGUGCCCGCUCACCAAGCUGCCCGUCGCGCCCGACUGUGAGCCCACGCCCAAUCACACCCUGCGCCGCCUCAUCCACUCCUGGUGCGCGCGCAACCCCGGCGCCGCCGUCGACAGUAUCGAGCGCAUCUCGACACCUCCUGCAUCUGCGAACAUCGGGCCGCUGGUGUCCCGGCUUGCCGAUCCCAAGAAACCCGAGCGGGAGACCCUCGCCGCGCUGCGCGAGAUCAGGGACGUAGCGGCCGAGAGCGAGCCGGGCAGGGAGCUCGUCGCCGCGUUCCCCGGGGCGGCAGACGCGCUGUUCGCCGUCCUCGUCAGCACAUCAGCCCCGUCGGAGGCCGACAUGGCGCUCGACGCCAUCUCCUCGCUCCGGCUCGCCGAGCCGUGCCUCGUGCGCGCCGUCGAUAGGGACGGCAUGGCGCUCGUCGACGCGCUCGUGUCCAUGCUGCAGCGCGACGCCGACGCGGUGUCGCGGGCGCGCGCAGCGAUGCUUCUCGCGGACGUCACGGCGUGCAUGGCGACGAGCAGGGCGUCGUCCCUGCCUGAGCAGGUGUUUGUGGAGGCGGUGCGGCUGCUCCGCGACAACGACGGUGGCGCCUCGACCGCGGCGAUCAAGGCGGCGCUGCGCGUACUUGCCGGUGCCACAUCGUACGGCCGGAACCGGAUCAAGGCCGCGGAAGCCGGCGCGGUGGCGGCCCUCGUGGAAGUGCUGCUUGUCGAUGGCGGGCGGCGGCGCGCGUGGUGCGAGCUGGCGCUCUCCGCGCUCGACCGGUUGUGCGGGUGCGCGGACGGGCGGGCGGCGUUGGUGGCGCACGGCGCCGGGGUGGCUGCGGUGGGGGAGAUGGUGGUCGGAACGUCGGCGGCGGCGAGCGGGAAGGCCGUGCGGGUGCUGCGGUCGGUGGCGCGGCACGCGGCAACCGCGGAGGUGGUGCGCGAGAUGGUGGCGACUGGCGCGGUGACGAAGCUGUGCGCCGUGGCGGUCUCCCCGGAGACGCAGGAGAGGACAAGGGAGAGGGCGCAGGAGACGCUUCGGAUGCACGCCGAGGCAUGGCGGAGCUCGCCGUGCAUCCAUCCCAACCGCUACCCUUACUAGCCAGUUCAUGGUUCCACAUGCUCAUCGAAAAAAAUAUGCUCACCGCAAAAAAAGUUCUAACUGUUCCUUCUGAAAUCUGAAACAAAAAUAUGUUCUAGUACAAAGCUUCAGACAAAAACUAUUACGUGCCGGUUAAUUAUUUUCCAUCCUCGUUUCACUGGAUUCAUGAGUGAUGUUUCGUUCAAAAUAUAAUUUGUAAGAUAUCAAAAGAGGACAAGAUUAAGAUUGAUUUA